AUUUUUACUUGUUCAUAGUCUUAUCACACUUAACAACCUCAAUUGCUACAGUAUCCUUUGUCUCUCACAACCCACCCCUCUAUUUAAUGCUUCAUCCAUUAGUGUUCAACACUCUCAAAAUAUAUACAAUUUGCCAUCGCUUUUUUUACUUCUCCAACUUAUCUUUCAGAGAAUAAUUUCUCCUGUUGAUCAUAUAAAUGUCUGUAAAAUCACAUUUUCUCAUCCUAUUUCUGGGUUUUAUCAUGCAUUCAUAUGCAUGUAAUGCUCGUCAUAUUUCUGUGGUUACAGACUCAGAUUUUCUCAAGAAAUUUCAUGUCAACAAGAUUGAAGAUAAAUUUAAACUCGACGUGAAUUCAAUUGAAGAUCGUACACGGCAUACAAAUGCACGCAGAUUGCCUAGCAGGAUUCCCAGUAAUGCAAUUAGUCCCAAUUCAGGAGAAACCGGAGCUCUUCACGAGGGAAAGAAAGGCUGCAAAGAAGCGAAAAAAUCAGGCAGUGAAAUUUGUGAGUCUUCUUCUCCCCACAAGGUAUUGCUAAAUUCAGCAAAAUUUGAGGAUUCAAGAUGGAAAGCAUUAAUGGAUCAUAAAGAGAAGGUUUCGACUUUUACCAUUGAUAUUGAACAAGAAGAUAAGAUAAUGGAUACAGACUAUCAUCCUCCACACCGUAAAGCACCUAUUCAUAACAAAUAAAAUAAUCACUCUAUUAAAGUUAAUUACUUUAUUAAUACAUAGAUUUUACUCUACGGACAUUUAGAACAUGUUUGGUUCAUUGUACUAGAUAGUUUAUAUAAUAUAAGAAUAAAAUAUAUGCUUUUUAUAUUCUUGUUUCAUAAUGCUACAUAACCAAACAUGUGCCAUUAGGAUUAUAUCG
Olea europaea var. sylvestris is the source of this 870-nucleotide messenger RNA. RefSeq lists its product as uncharacterized. The transcript has 4 exons. Lineage: Eukaryota; Viridiplantae; Streptophyta; Magnoliopsida; Lamiales; Oleaceae. The record is from RefSeq and is a predicted model, not a curated record. Bases 198 to 689 code for a protein of 163 amino acids.